This is a messenger RNA of Puntigrus tetrazona (Sumatra barb), 2616 nucleotides long. It is a transcript of the gene rundc3ab, whose product is annotated as RUN domain containing 3Ab. Gene Ontology annotation, cellular component: cytosol. The record is from RefSeq and is a predicted model, not a curated record. NCBI's taxonomy places the organism in Eukaryota, Metazoa, Chordata, Actinopteri, Cypriniformes, Cyprinidae. The transcript has 12 exons. Bases 207 to 1517 code for a protein of 436 amino acids.
CACUUUGGUUCACUGCGUCCCCGAGGCACGGGAAAGGUCCGCGCGUCCUUCAUGCGCAUCUCAGCCUGACAGGACCCACCUGGAAUAACGUUUCCAGUUACCUCGUCUCAUUCAUUUGACCUCACGGUUUCACAUGAAGCGCCGGGAGUUGAAAGAAACGUGAAUCGUCCUAAAAUGGUUUCGCCGAUGCGGUGAAUGCUGAGAUCAUGAUGAGGGAGGGGUCCAGUGGGAUGGAGCAGAGUUUUAUGCAGUCCGCGAUGGCUAUGGGCGCACAGUCCAAGAAAGGCUUCUCCAGGAGCAUCGCCGUGGAGAGGAAAAACCUCAUUACGGUUUGUAGGUUUUCAGUAAAGACACUGUUAGAGAAGUACACAGCAGAGCCCAUCGAUGACUCGUCUGAGGAGUUUAUUAACUUUGCUGCUAUCCUGGAACACAUUCUCAGUCACCGCUUUAAAGGCUCUGGCAGCUGGUUUGAUGGUCAGCGCAGUUUUUGGGACUUCAUCCGUCUGGCCUGCAGUAAAGUGCCCAAUAACUGCAUAAGCAGCAUUGAGAACAUGGAGAACAUCAACUCCUCACGAGCAAAGGGCAGAGCAUGGGUACGGGUUGCACUGAUGGAGAAACGGCUGUCUGAAUACAUCGCCACAGCUUUGCGAGACAGCCGCACCACCAGGAGGUUCUACGAUGAAGGUGCCAUAAUGUUGCGAGAAGAAGCAACUGUUUUGACCGGCAUGCUCAUCGGACUUGGAGCGAUUGACUUUAGUUUCUGUUUGAAAGGGGAGGCUCUGGAUGGGAAGUCUGAGGCUGUUAUUGACUACACUCCUUAUUUGAAAUUCACACAAAGUUAUGAUUAUCUAAGUGACGAUGAGGAUGGCCAGAGUGUGGACAGCAGUAACAGUGAUGACAGUGUUGAGCAUCCAUACAUCCCUUUGGUCACCGAUGAGGAGAGCUGGAGGAAUAAGUGCCGCAAGAUGGAGCAGAGGUUCAAGAUCGUCAAUGCGCAAAAGGGGUACCUCGAGGAGCUUGUGAGGCUGCGGGAAUCUCAGCUGAAGAAUGUGGAGAUGGAGAAUAAGAAGCUAACGGCUGGACUUGAAGAACUGCAGCUGCAGAGCCAGAAAGAGAAGAGAGAACUGGAGAACAUCAUUCUGGAGCUGCAGGAACAACUGACAAGUCUGAUUCCAAGCGAAUCACAUCCACUCUCUAAAGAUUUGUCAAUCCCUCUUGUUAACCAAUGGCCGUCACUUCAAAACUACAACAACCAGGAGGACAGGAAACUGUACCACAGGGGAAGUUUCCCCAGCCCAGAGCCACAUAUAAGCCUAACCACAGAUUCUCAGAGGACGGAAAGGAAACAGAAUGGAAAAGCCUGGUGCACAGCAGAAAAGGACUACACUCCCUCUAUGUUAGGUCUGUGUGGUUCUCUGUCCUCUCUACCCAGCUGUAAGUCCCUGCCAAGCCUGAGGUCGACAGAGUGCCUGGUAAACAUCAGCGCAGAGCCCAGUCCUGCUCUAACCCCCAGCUAGGGACCACCAAAUGAGACAAAGCAGAGAGAAACGGCAUUGUCAGCUAAGACAUUCAAAGAUACUAUGGCUCGGCUACAGCCUGUGUAAUACCCGUUACAUUAAUUCUCAUGAAAGUAUCAUUGAUAAAAUAUAGCGAGAGCUUUGUAGUUAUGGCAAGGGAUAUUUUCUCACAGAUUUAUCCUGUCAGAGCUUUUCGAAUGCGGAUCUUUGAAUGUCUUUGGUGUUCAAACCUUUCUCCUGACUUGUGAUAUUCAGUGAAGGCAAACUGUGGACUAUGCACUGAAAGACUUGAGACCUAAAAACCAGUUUUCGUUACUGCUUCACGUGUCAAACCCCAACACAGUUUUCCCUUUAAAAUCUCUUACGGGAACAUACAUACUUACAAAACACAUACAGACACUGAAUCGAGAAAAAUGUGUGAAAGCAAGCAUAUUAUAUUUACAAAGUAGUAUUUUGACAUUAUCAUUACUUUUUUCAAUCAUCUAAACGUUCCUCCUCUGCCAAACAACAUGCAAGAACUAAAAGGAUCAACAAGAAGAUGUGUAUGUCUAUUGUACAAUUUACAGUGGUAAUAAAAUGAAAGACAUUUCUGGAAUAGCUGCCUUAUUCCUCUUUUCUUGCCUCUUGAAGUUAGUCUGAAGAUUGCUCUGCACAUGAUGGCAGUAUAAUAUUGCUAAAUGACUGACAGUGAGUGAAGUAAACAAAUGGACCAGUGUAUAUCUGCAUAUUGUUGUAUUGUACUGUAUGUUUGACAUCUGUUUGGCAUCUGUUGUUGCAUCAUUACAAUAUGUCUGCAAUGUGUGGACCACUGUCAUUUUCAGUAUAUUAGCUACAGAUUUGAAACUUUGCAUUGAUUUUAAUUGCAUUGGCAUCAUAUAAAACUGAUAAGCUAUAGAUUUACCCCCUCCAUCGUCAGUGUAACUGAAAGUCAGUUUGUUUGAGAAUGUGUGUGUGUUGUGUUAGACAGCUGUUCACCCUCAGUUAGCAUACAAAAAUUGUUUUUUAUUUAUUGCACAUUAUUUCUUUGUUUAAAAAUCCAUUGGAAACUAUGCUGUUUUGUCACUUAAAAUCGCAAUAAAACUGCCUUUUUUUGUCCUAA